Molecule: messenger RNA, 1758 nt
Organism: Aspergillus niger
Lineage: Eukaryota; Fungi; Ascomycota; Eurotiomycetes; Eurotiales; Aspergillaceae
Exons: 3
Coding region: 1-1758 (585 amino acids)
Biological process (GO): amino acid transmembrane transport
Cellular component (GO): membrane
Molecular function (GO): amino acid transmembrane transporter activity
Source: RefSeq, a predicted model, not a curated record
AUGGAGAAGGAUUUCAUUGAACCCAAGUCGGAGCCCUCGUUCGGCGACGCUCCUCCUCUCUACGGCGAAUCUGAAUCGACCAAAGGCAGCGUUGGCCAGCGGAUCUGGGAUAGUUUCAAGAGAGACCCCAAUGCUCGUGCCUCGGCGCAUCAUGAACCUGGUCAUGAUGGGAAGACCUUCGACAUCGAAAAUGCCGCUCAGAAUACUGCUAGCUCACCACUGGCACGCAAACUCAAAGGUCGCCAUCUUCAGAUGAUCGCGAUUGGUGGUUCAAUUGGUACUGGUCUUUUUGUCGGAUCUGGAUCGGUCCUGGCGGCCGGUGGUCCAGCCUCGGUCCUGAUCGCAUAUGCCUUGAUCGGCUGCAUGCUUUACUGCACAGUGCACGCGCUGGGUGAAAUGGCCGUUCUCUUCCCUGUCGCUGGUUCGUUUUCGCAUUAUUCCACUCGGUUCAUCGAUCCCGCUUGGGGUUUCGCCAUGGGUUGGAAUUAUCUGCUGCAGUGGCUCGUGACCCUCCCCACCGAAAUUGUUGCCGCCUCGUUGACUGUCGACUACUGGGAUUCGGGCGUCUCGAAUGCUGCCUGGGUCGCUAUUUUCUGGACGGUAAUUGUGUGCAUCAACAUGUUCGGUGUUAAGGGUUAUGGUGAAGCAGAGUUUGUGUUUUCCAUCGUCAAGGUCACCGCCGUAGUUGGCUUCAUCAUUCUCGGUAUCAUCCUGACUUGUGGCGGUGGGCCCCAUGGUGGAUACAUCGGUGGAAGAUACUGGCACGACCCAGGUGCCUUCCACAACGGCUUCAAGGGUCUUUGCAGUGUUUUUGUGAACGCUGCAUUUGCGUUUGCUGGUACUGAGCUGGUUGGCCUUGCCGCUGCAGAGACCGCUAAUCCCAGAAAAUCGCUCCCGACCGCCGUCAAGCAGGUGUUCUGGCGUAUCACCCUCUUCUACAUUGUGUCUCUGACCUUGGUCGGCCUCCUUGUUCCCUACACCGAUUCUCGACUCCUCGAUGGAUCGUCUAGCGCCGAUGCCAAAGCAUCCCCAUUCGUCAUCUCCAUUGUGCACGCGGGAAUCUCUGGACUGCCGUCUGUGAUGAACGUUGUCAUCAUGAUUGCUGUGCUCUCCGUGGGCAAUGCAGCUGUCUACGGCUCUUCUAGAACCCUGGCGGCCCUGGCUGAGCAACAGCAGGCCCCGAAAUUCUUCGCCUACAUCGAUCGCAAAGGCCGUCCUCUUCCGGCUCUCAUCGUUGCUUCGGCGUUUGGUUUGCUUGGAUUCCUGGCCGCUUCCGAUAAAGAGGGUGAAGCCUUCACAUGGAUGAUGGCCAUCUCGGGUCUCUCCUCCAUCUUCACCUGGGGAUCAAUCUGCCUGUGCCACAUUCGCUUCCGUCGCGCUUGGAAAUUGCAAGGGCAUAGCCUCGAUGAGCUGGCUUUCAAGUCCCAGCCUGGUGUGAUUGGUUCCUGGAUUGGGCUCAUUUUCAACUGCCUCGUUCUGAUUGCUCAGUUCUGGGUCGGCUUUGCGCCCAGCGGAUAUGCUGACAUGUCAGCCUCUGAAUUGGUAUCCAACUUCUUCUCCGCCUACCUUGCUGCGCCAGUCGUGUUGGCCUUCUACAUCCCCUACAAGCUUUGGUUCAAGACCCCCUUCGUCCGGGCCAAGGACAUGGAUCUUCAAACCGGUCGUCGCGAUCUCGACAUCCAAGCGCUCAUCGAAGAGGAGAAGGCGGAACAGGCGGCCUGGCCUGCGUGGAAGAAGGUGUGGAAAUUCUUCUGCUAA